Messenger RNA from Gekko japonicus, 582 nucleotides. Its product is annotated as zinc finger protein 691-like. The annotation marks the transcript as partial. The record is from RefSeq and is a predicted model, not a curated record. The transcript is spliced from 3 exons. Lineage: Eukaryota; Metazoa; Chordata; Lepidosauria; Squamata; Gekkonidae.
AGUCAUUUGAAUGAUCUUGUGGAGGGAAAACCCUGAACUAGCCUUGGUUCAGGAGGCAAGUGCUGGAAGUUUAGUGUCGGGUGAGAGAUUCUUCAGGCGUAAAAGGACACAGGGGGACCAAGACUGUGGAAACAACUCCCGUCAGGGCACUGACUUGUCGAGAACCUGCAAAUGGAGGAAAAAACAUACCUUUGUUCUUACUGCGGGCAAACAUUUCAAGGGACUUCAACCUUCAUGGUGCACGAGAGGACUCAUAUAGGAGAGCGAAGAUACAAGUGCUCACAGUGUGGGAGAACGUAUCCUUGUCAUUCUGACCUCCUCAUACACCAGAAGAGCCACGCGGGAGAGAAGCCCCAUGGACGUGCUUUGGGUGGUGGCAGACGCUCCUGUCGGAGUGCCCCCCUGCCCCCGCACCGAGGAGCCCGCCUGGCAGAGAAGUUUGGCUCUGAGAGCGGCGAAGAGGAUGAGGGGCCGGGGGUCUCCACCCAGGAAGCCCCAACUCAGGCCCUCCCGCAGCAGGACCCCCGGGAGCAACCCGAGAACCCCGACAUAAAGGGUGAAGUUGGAGACGUUGGGACCCAG